Molecule: messenger RNA, 1017 nt
Organism: Penicillium digitatum Pd1
Lineage: Eukaryota; Fungi; Ascomycota; Eurotiomycetes; Eurotiales; Aspergillaceae
Biological process (GO): regulation of transcription by RNA polymerase II
Cellular component (GO): mediator complex
Molecular function (GO): transcription coregulator activity
Source: RefSeq, a predicted model, not a curated record
AUGCCUAUCACAGGCGUCUACUUCAUUCCCUCAAAUCCAAACGCCUCAACAGCCCUCCAAACAAUAUUAGAGCGCCUCCGCGCCGCUUUCCCAAAUGAAGAACUAACCCCAAUCGGCCGCUGGGGCCUGGAACAAAAGCUCCUCCGCGACACCCCAGGCUUACUCCCUUCUUCCUCCAACUCAAACCAAAAACCCCCAAAUCCACGCUAUAUGCAAUUCCUCUCUUUGACCCACUACCCAACCCAUGGCUUCAUAAUCACCUCGGGGCCCGAGAAACCCACCCCAGCAUCAAACAAAAUCCAAAACCAAACCCAGAACCAAGGCGCGUCCGGCCCCGCCAAUGCCAUCGCGCCAGACCAGUCCCCCUCCCCGCCAAUGGUCAUGACUACUAUCCCCCCUUCCUCAUAUGGGACCCUCUUUCAGCAUUUUACUUACGCUUGCCAACCGUCCUGGAGCCACCGGCUCACAUUAGCUGUCCCCAACGGGAUCGUCUAUGAGGUUGGUGACUUCCGCGUGCGUCUUGGUGACGUGCGACAGACGUUCCCGAUGGCGCGAGUGCGUGGUACGGUUGUUGAGAUUGAGUGGCGUGGACCAUCGGUUGUGGAGGCCAUUCCGGUAGAUCGGGAGGAUGGAUCGUUUAGUGCUGGUGUUGGUGUUGGUGCUGGGGGGGGUGGUGAUGUGGAUAGUGACGCUGUGGGUAUCGACCUCUCUAGCUCUGCGAUUGAGGAGUCUGAUAUCGAUACUGAGUAUGCGGCGACUGCGUCGCUGAUUCGGGAAUUUUGGGGGAGAUUGGGUGUCGAGGCUCGAGAGGCCAUUCUUAUUCCAAAUAUUGGGAUGGAGGUUAAGGAUCGGCUGAGGAGGUGGAAGAAGGCUAGGUCUGGGAUUGAUGCGAGGGUUGAUACUGGUGUUGAUGGGGCUGGCUCCGUGGUUGGUGAGCGUGCCGAGAAUGAUCCUGAUCCGUGGUCUGGAGCAGAUGUUGCGAGGCAGUUUAUGGAGGUUUUACGGUUUAACAGAUAG